AUGCGUAACAAGUUUGUAACAGAUUUAAAUAAACUUGAAGAUGGACUGAUAUAUGCUAAAUUAGUUUAUGAUAAAAUUUGGAGAGAGUCUGAAGAAAAUAUUGCAAAUUCAACUAUCAUAUUAUCAAUAAUUUGGGCUUUGUUAAAAAAUCUUCCUAUUAGUGAUUCCUUUUUCAUCAGUACAUUGGAAAAACAAAGUAUUGCCAGUGCUAAUAAAAAAGGAGAUGGAUUUAUGAGGAGAUAUCCAGAUAUCAUGUUUGUAACAAAAUAUUGGGAAACAAUUUUUGAACUUAUGUUUCUACUUAAUUUGUACUGUUCAAAAAAGAUCAAUGAUAAUGUUAAAUUAUGGAGAGAAUAUAAUGAUGAACUUUUUUGGAUGCAUUAG
Molecule: messenger RNA, 384 nt
Organism: Diversispora eburnea
Lineage: Eukaryota; Fungi; Glomeromycota; Glomeromycetes; Diversisporales; Diversisporaceae
Source: the annotation of a GenBank genome assembly